Molecule: messenger RNA, 2310 nt
Organism: Drosophila eugracilis
Lineage: Eukaryota; Metazoa; Arthropoda; Insecta; Diptera; Drosophilidae
Gene: hrm
Product: monocarboxylate transporter 13
Biological process (GO): monocarboxylic acid transport; transmembrane transport
Molecular function (GO): monocarboxylic acid transmembrane transporter activity
Source: RefSeq, a predicted model, not a curated record
GCAUCCUUAUGACCCACCAACGGGAUCGUUAAGGUCUUGGUGAAUACAACAGACAUUCUUUGUUUUUUCGAGUUUUCGUUUUGUAUAUAAUUUGGAAAUCAAAAUUUAAGACUAUUAGUACGAUGCAUAAAGAAAAAAUUUUAAGUUCAGAAAAUGCUAAGAAAGUAAAUAACAAAGAACUUAAAUUAAAUGGAUCUACAAAUGAAACAAGAAAUAAAACAGUGAGCUUACUCGACAAAAAGGAUGACAGAGAGUAUGACCUUGUUCCGCCUGACGGCGGUUGGGGUUGGCUUGUUCUAUUGGGUUCGUGCUUAACUAACAUUCUCAUCCCUGGCACUAUUAAAAGUUUUGGAGUAUUAUUUUCGGAAUUCACCGAUGCAUUCAACUCAUCGCCCACAAAGGCUGCAUGGAUACCAGCUCUCUGCUACUUUCUCUAUAGUUCAUUGGGCCCAAUUUCGAGCAUACUAUCUGUAAAGUACUCAUAUCGUACAGUAACUCUUCUUGGAGGGGCAUCUGCAUCACUGGGAAUGAUACUCUCGUUUUGGGCAUCAUCUAUUGAAUACUUGUAUAUCAGCUAUGGUGUUUUAGUCGGAAUCGGAGCUGGUCUCUCCUUUCCACCCACAGUCUACAUUGUUACGUCGUACUUUGCGAAGUUACGUGGAUUGGCUAACGGCCUAUGCAUUUCCGGCAGCGCGUUGGGUAGCAUUAUUCUUCCUCCCCUUCUCCGAUGGCUACUAGAGACAUAUGGAUACCAUGGAUCUUGUCUAAUAAUGGGGGGUAUUACUAUGAACGUAUUUGUAGCUGCUCUUUUCUAUGAGCCUGUUGAACAGCACAUGGUUCGAGUACCUUGUGCACGCCAGGCUUUGGAAGAUAUUCCUGAAGAGGAAGAUAUUGGCAUUGUGAUGAAGUUCGAGAAUGUAGACCAGUCUGCGUCUAAAAACCAGCAAAGUGACAGACAGUUGUUAGCGUACAACUCUCCUCCGUCGCCACUGUAUCUACCCGAAGAUGAAAAGCUACAGUUCGUGCGGAGCGCAUCUGCAGCGGUCGUUCAAAGCUACUCAAAACCAGGAGAAGAGUUUCAAUCCCGAUCUCGUAAGAUUAGUACCCCGUUGAGGUUACCCCAAAGAAACCAAACAUUCACGCCUGGGCAAUUGAACUCGCAAUCUUCCUUAUAUGCAGUUCCUGAGGGCCGAUCUAGCUCAAACAAAUUCGCUCGGAAUUUUUCAAAGUCACGACUAUCAAAGCGCUCCCCGUCAACCAGCAGUUUUUUAUACGUUAGCACUCCAUAUCAUGGCAGCACACUGUCAUUCCAGCCGAAAGAAUUCUCUUCACACUUGUCUCUGCGCUCAGUCGGUAGUAGUGGAUCCGCGGGCACUGCAUGCGACUAUACAGGCCCUCAUGGAAAUCAAUCUAACGUCGAGGCCCAGAACGAGGCGCAGUAUCAGCAACGAACGAAAUUUUUCGAUUUGAGCCUUUUAAAAGACCCGAUGUACUUGGUCAUACUCAUUUCCAACUCGACGAAUGCAAUAAGUUACACUAAUUUUAUCAUUUUGCUGCCCAGUUUUGGAGAAGCCAGGGGCUUUAACAAAUCAUUAUCUGCAUAUCUACUUUCAGUAGUCUCUGCCACAGAUUUAAUAGGUCGUAUUGGGGGAUCAGCACUCUCGGAUAUGGGGUACAUACCUAAGACCUGGUACUUUGUUGGCGGCUUGACCAUAUCAGGAUUUUCCCUUGCGCUUUUACCUUUUGCAUGGUCUUACCGCUCGGUAUGCUUUUGGUGCGCGCUAUUUGGCCUAGCUUCUGGAAUUUACGUCGGAAUUACUGCCGUGAUAAUGGCAGAUAUGCUUGGUACGGAACGUUUGACAUCAUCCUAUGGUAUCAGCCUUUUUAUUAAUGGAUUGCUGCAGUUAAUUGGACCGCCUCUUUGUAAUUACUGGUUUGAGGCUGUUAAUGACUACAAUCCUCUGUUUCACGCCCUAGGCUUGACUCUGUUAGCUGGAGCUAGCCUAUGGAGUUUUAUGCCAUGGAUUAGCCGAUGCAGGUCCGAAACGGAAGAAAAAGAAAAUCCACAAAUUGAUGAAUAGGCUGGCUACUAAAUGAACAACCAACUCCUGUAUUAAAAGACGUACAAUAACAACUAGAUUUUAAGCUUAAAAUGGCGUACAAAAAGUGAUGAUGAAUGACGUGCGUAAUUUAAGGGGCCGAGACUAUGAAAGAUAAUUGGAAACCUUUAUUUGUUUCUUCCAAAUGUUUUUUUAGUACUGCUUUAGUCGUAAUUAUUACGUUGAAUAAAAAAAUCUUGUUUGAUUAUAA